Messenger RNA from Hemibagrus wyckioides, 2335 nucleotides. It is a transcript of the gene nt5c1ab, whose product is annotated as 5'-nucleotidase, cytosolic IAb. The transcript has 7 exons. The record is from RefSeq and is a predicted model, not a curated record. Gene Ontology annotation, molecular function: magnesium ion binding; nucleotide binding; 5'-nucleotidase activity. Gene Ontology annotation, biological process: nucleotide metabolic process; adenosine metabolic process. The coding region runs from base 290 to 1333 and encodes 347 amino acids. Gene Ontology annotation, cellular component: cytoplasm; cytosol. NCBI's taxonomy places the organism in Eukaryota, Metazoa, Chordata, Actinopteri, Siluriformes, Bagridae.
AGGUCUUCAGCAUCUAAAAAUAAAAAGUGUUUCGUUGCAAGCAAGCACAGAGCCACUGCAGAACCAUGUCUGUCACCUACAUGCUGGAGAUAUUUGCUGCACUAGUGUGCUGAUAAAAGGAGGUGCCAGUGAGAUGACUGACCUCUGAUUGAGAUACACAGCGAGUAUGCCUCGAGGAAGGAGCGAAAACGCAGUGAGCACCAAGGCUGGGACUCGCUGUGGUGCGGAUGAGAUUACAGGGAGACUGGGGGUUUAGUCUCUGUGCCAUGAAGCAGCAGCUACUGCGAAAAUGAGUCUCCAUGAUGGACGAAUGGCCAGUAAUGGUGAUGCAUGUUUGGGAGGCUUGAAGGUGCAGGAUCCCUCAACCCCAUCCAAGAAACCUCCCAAGCCUGAAAAUGCCAUCACCAUUGCUGUAUCAUCCCGUGUCCUCUUCACCAUGGACCUGGAGCAGCAGAUCUUUGAACAGAAAGGCAUGGAGGAGUACCUGAAGUACCAGAUUGAACAUGAGACUGAACCAUUUGCUCCAGGACCUGCUUUUCCCUUUAUCAAGGCUCUGGAAGCUGUCAAUGUGCAGCUGAGACAACUUUAUCCAGACAGCGAAGAGCUCUUUGAUGUGGUGCUGAUGACUAACCAUCAUGCCAAUGUUGGGCUCAGGCUCAUUAACUCAAUCAACCAUCACAAGCUGUUCAUUGAGCGCUUCUGUAUGACUGGAGGUAAUAGUCCAAUUGGAUAUCUGAAAGCCUACCACACCAACCUGUAUCUGUCUGCUGAUUCAAAGAAAGUGAAAGAGGCCUUGGAGGAAGGGAUCGCAGCAGCCACCAUGUUCAAAACGGAGAAAGCGACUGAGGUGUCAGAGACACAGCUGCGUGUGGCCUUCGACGGAGAUGCAGUGCUGUUCUCGGACGAGUCGGAGAGGAUCUAUAAAACGCAAGGCCUGGACAAAUUUUUUGAACAUGAAAAGGCCCAUGAAAACAAGCCACUUGAUCAUGGUCCACUGAAAGGAUUCUUUGAGGCUUUGGGAAAACUGCAAAAGAAAUUCUCCGCCAAAGGCCAGCGUAUGGACUGUCCAAUCCGCACCUACCUUGUGACUGCUCGCAGUGCUGCUAGUUCAGGUACACGAGCCUUGAAGACCUUGCGUUCUUGGGGCCUAGAGCCAGAUGAAGCCCUUUUCUUGGCUGGAGCACCUAAGGGCCCUAUGCUGGCAAAAAUCAAGCCCCACAUUUUCUUUGAUGAUCAAAUGUUCCACAUAGAAGGUGCUGCAGAGCUGGGAACUAUAGCAGCUCAUGUUCCCUAUGGAGUCGCACAGAAAGUGGUAUUAAAAGAAAAGAAAUGACACAAGAGUGUUUUAAUAAAGAUAAAAUAAGAUAAAUGGGCAUUUUGUACUAGCAUGAAAUAUGUUUUGUGUUGACAAGUUUUAUUUUCAGUGUUUGGUGCCUGCAUUGAAUGUUCAUCAGGGUGACAGAUUGUGCUAUACUAGGAUUAUCUAGAAUUUAAUCUAGAUUAUAUUUCAGCUCUGUAAGUAAACCAAACUCUGUGAAAUCAGAUGAAGCUAAAGAUCAAGAGGAUCAAGCCAUACAUGUUUUGCUGGCUGAUUAAAUAGAGUGAAUUUAAUACAGCAAGGGAUUGUAACGGAUGCACUGUAUGUGCCUUUCAAGUAUUACAGAAUACUCUGUGCCACUUAUUAAGGAAAAGAUAUUUAAAUAUUUUUACAAUAUUUAAAGAUAAGACUCCCUGCAUUCGACGUGUUGGUUGUUGAUAGAGUGUCAAAUUAUGGUACAGAGAGAUCAUUUGAUCAUCCCAGUAGAUCAUCAUAACGCUGGAACUUUUCAGUUUUCUCAGUCAUAGAUAAAAUAUUGCCUGUGUGGAAUGUAAAUUGUUUGACUUUUACGUCUAUUCGAUUAUUCUGUGAUGUUAUUUUGGGUUCUUUUCCUAAGCGUGUGAGUAUAUGUUUUAUAAAAAACUGUAAGGGUCUGCAUGUUUUAUUGUUAGUAUAUGUCAAAUUUAGUUUAUAUGAUAUACAUUUGUUCCACUGAUAUAACAGAAAUUUAACUAUAAAUUUAUAUGACCACAAGGUUAAGCAAAAAAGGGCUUAUAAUGGUGUUUAUUUCCAAACAAAUUUCUAGCCAAUUCUUACCAUCGACAUGUAUGGUAGGAAAUAGUUAGUACUUAAAGUCAUACAUUUUUGUGUAUGUUGUGAUUGGUUUACAGUAUUAAAAAUAUUUCCCUAUGUGCAUAAACACAUGUACAAUAUAUAAAUAGAAUAUAAUAUAUAUCUGUAUAAUGCAAAUGUAAUGUUACAGAUUUUUAAAUAAAAAUAAAUAGAUGCUUUAAUUCA